Messenger RNA from Westerdykella ornata, 987 nucleotides. Its product is annotated as ankyrin. Gene Ontology annotation, molecular function: protein binding. Gene Ontology annotation, cellular component: nucleus; cytoplasm. Lineage: Eukaryota; Fungi; Ascomycota; Dothideomycetes; Pleosporales; Sporormiaceae. Bases 1 to 987 code for a protein of 328 amino acids. The transcript has 3 exons. The record is from RefSeq and is a predicted model, not a curated record.
AUGAACGCCUGUGCCAGAGGCGAUGUCCAGCUUAUGAGGCAAUUGAUCACGGAUGGACAGGGUGGCGUAAACGACCGGCUUUCCUCUUCUGGGAAGACUCCUCUACUAGUUGCCAUCGAAUCAAACAGUCUAGAGGCCAUCAAGUAUCUUCUGCAGGCAGGAUCUGAUCCUAAUAUUGGUGAUGACGAAGGAAUCUUGCCUGUCUUUGCAUGUCUAGGUAUUAGAAAGAUUAAACGCGACGCAGACGGGUCCUUGAGUCACCAUCUGCAGCGAACCCCAUCGGGUCAAGACUGGCUGGAGACUUUGGAGCUCCUGAUUCAGUACGGCGCCUCAGUGCAUGAAAUCGUGGCCAACAAGACGAUGACCAUGACAAACAUCUGCAAUAGAAGACACGGGGAAGGGACCCUGGUUCAAUUCUUCAGACUUCUCGUCAAUGAACAUUAUCAGGAUUUUGAUGUUGUCGGUAGAGGCGGGUAUUCUGCCCUUAUAAGCGCAAUCCGGGGCCGCAAUUCAGCUGCGGCCGCCCUUGACCUUCUGGCGAAGGCGGGUGUGUCGCUUGACCGUGUUUCGAAGGACGGUCGCCAUCCUUUACAUCUUGCAGCUGCGGAGGGACACGAUUCCAAACCACUGGAGCACCUUUAUGGGACAUAUGGAAUCAAUGAUAUCAACCGCCAAGAUUCAUGGGGGUGGACGCCGCUGCAUGGAGCGAUCGACUCAGACUCCAACAAAUUCCAUCAUGAGCACUGCGGGAAAGUGCGAUUCCUGCUCGCCAAUGGAGCAGAUCCGAACAUCAAAGGUCUGAAGACGAAGAUGAAAAGUUUCCGUCGAUUCGAGAAAUAUCUCACGCCAGUUGAACUCGCAGCCCAUUUGGGAACGAAAGUUUAUGAAAACUUUCUAUCAGAUUUGAAGGCGGCGAUUGGACGCACAAAUGACGAUGAUGACGAUGGGAUGUUUUUCGACGCUGAGGAGAAGUGGAGCACUGUUUGA